This is a messenger RNA of Lycium ferocissimum, 2213 nucleotides long. Its product is annotated as probable aminotransferase ACS10. Bases 130 to 1734 code for a protein of 534 amino acids. The transcript has 4 exons. Gene Ontology annotation, molecular function: L-aspartate:2-oxoglutarate transaminase activity; pyridoxal phosphate binding; aromatic-amino-acid:2-oxoglutarate transaminase activity. NCBI's taxonomy places the organism in Eukaryota, Viridiplantae, Streptophyta, Magnoliopsida, Solanales, Solanaceae. Gene Ontology annotation, biological process: amino acid metabolic process; biosynthetic process. The record is from RefSeq and is a predicted model, not a curated record.
UUUGCCACCAUUUUCUCUCCAAAUCUCUUCUCCAUCACUCACCCUUCGUACUCUCCGUCCACACUCAUUCACUGACGUCACCAUCCCGACAAGGUGACGUCAUCCUCCCCACAAUACCAUGUCACAGUUAUGACAAACUCACCAACCAAAACAACCAUUUCAAGUGGCGGUGCCACGUCGGCGAUGAGGGUAAUAGUACCCUUACAAGGUGUAGUACAAGGCCGAGGUGGUCUUUUCUUAGGUUCUGUUAUCCCCUGUGCUCUUUUCUACUUCUGGCAACUCUACCUUAAACGUAAUCGUAAUCGUAGCCGUCCUUCCAAUAAUAAUAACGACGAAUCUGGGUCUUCCGGGUCGACCCAUUUGCCCCAAGUGUCUUCCGGGUCGGGUUUACAGAGAGUUCAUUCACGUAUUUUGUUGUCACCGAAAGGAAGUAGUGGACAAUCUCAAGUGUCUGUUAGAGCUAAUUCUGUUAUUUCUAAACAAAUUGAUAGUAGCCCUUGUUUUGUUGGAUUAAAUAAAGCUUCUCAAGAUCCUUAUGAUGAGUUCAGUAAUCCUGAUGGUGUUAUUCAACUAGGAUUAGAUGAAAACAAGUUGUCAUUGGAUUUAGUUCAAGAAUGGCUAGCAGAAAAUGUGUCAAGAUGGAUGAUGGCUGAGGAUUUGAGUAUAAGUGGAAUAGCUACUUAUCAGCCGUUUGACGGGUUGUUGGAGUUAAAAGUGGCUGUGGCAGGAUUUAUGUCUCAAGCUGUGGAUAAUUCAGUGUCCUUCAGCCCUGCGCAAAUGGUACUUACCGGUGGUGCAAUUCCUGCGCUUGAGAUACUGAGCUUCUGCCUAGCUGAUCCUGGAAAUGCUUUUCUCGUUCCCUCGCCUUAUUAUCCCGAUCUUGAUAGGGAUGUCAAAUGGAGAACUGGAGUGGAGAUUAUACCUGUUCCAUGCCGCAGUGCAGACAACUUUAGCUUGAGCAUCGAUGCUCUUGACCGAGCUUUUAGCCAAGCAAAGAAACGUGGUCUUAAAGUACGAGGGGUUAUCAUUUCUAACCCCUGGAAUCCUGUGGGCAAUAUGUUCUCUAGGGAGACACUUUAUAACCUCUUAGACUUUGCAACGGAGAAGAACAUCCAUGUAAUAUCCAAUGAAAUCUUGGCAGGGUCGAGUUACGGAGGUGAAGAGUUUGUCAGCAUAGCAGAGAUAAUUGAUUCUGAAGAUUUUGACCGGAACAGGGUACACAUCGUGUAUGGUCUCUCUAAGGACCUCUCGCUUCCCGGUUUCAGGGUGGGGGCCAUUUAUACUUGCAAUGAAAAUGUUCUAGCUGUUGCCAAAAAAUUGACAAGAUUCUCAUCCAUUUCAGUGCCAACACAGCAUUUACUCAUCCAGAUGCUAUCAGAUGCAAAAUUUGUACAGCAAUUUAUCAAGAAGAAUAGAGAGAGGCUAAGAAGGAUGUAUUCUCUAUUUGUCAGUGGAUUGAAGCAGCUGGGAAUUGAGUGCACUAAAAGUAGCGGGGGCUUCUACUGUUGGGCUGACAUGAGCAGGUUAAUUCGGUCGUAUAAUGAGAAGGGUGAGAUUGAGCUUUGGGAUAAUCUACUAAAUGUUGCUAAGAUCAAUGCAACUCCUGGUUCUUCCUGCCAUUGCGUUGAACCGGGGUGGUUCAGGUUAUGUUUUACGACCUUAAGUGAGAAGGAUAUUUCCACAGUUAUGCGACGUAUUCAGAAAGUUUUGGAGACACGGAAGUCUCUGAGUUAAGUUGCUAAUGACACGAUCCCUUACAGUAGUCAACCACCAAAGGUCCAAAAUUCUGCAGGGAUUUUAAGGUCACAUGUUAUGUGAUUUUAAUCGAUCCUUAAGUUAUCAACAAAUGCUUUCAUCCUUCCGGUUUGUGGAAUUUGACCUGCCUCUGGGUUCUAGAGAUUGAAGAUAGGUGAAUUAGCAGUCGACGUUGAUGCAAGGAUAAGCAUAUUAGCAGGUAGAGAUGGUUUCAAAUUAAAUUCAUUUCCAAAUUCUUUGUGCAUAGUCAAUAAGUAAGGUCUUAAUAUUUUCUUUUUAUUCCUCACAUUGUUGUAUAGUUACAAGUAGAUGUAUGGACUCAUUAUUUGUUCACAUUCAUUCUUGUGGUAGAAUUAGAUAAUGUUAUUCGAGAAAUGAAUUGAUUUCUUCAUCCCUUUAAAGGUUGUUGAUAUAUGCUUGUCAAAGAGGACAAAGAUAUGAUAUAUGCUUCUUUCUUC